Messenger RNA from Oncorhynchus nerka (sockeye salmon), 4222 nucleotides. RefSeq names its product ABI gene family member 3-like. The transcript has 12 exons. Gene Ontology annotation, molecular function: signaling adaptor activity; SH3 domain binding. Gene Ontology annotation, cellular component: actin-based cell projection; lamellipodium; SCAR complex. NCBI's taxonomy places the organism in Eukaryota, Metazoa, Chordata, Actinopteri, Salmoniformes, Salmonidae. The coding region runs from base 86 to 1924 and encodes 612 amino acids. The record is from RefSeq and is a predicted model, not a curated record. Gene Ontology annotation, biological process: neuron migration.
UUAAAAAAAGAAACUUUAUUGUCAUUACUCACUGGUUUUAAAGAGAUCAUUUAGGGAUAAAUUGCACACAUUAGGCCUAUUUAUUAUGCGCACUGAUUUUCCGCGGCAGGUUCAUGUGAGAUGCAACAUCAAAGGCUUUAUUGCGUUAUACACACCAUCAGCAGCUACGCCUUGCAAAUGUCAAGGCGUUGCAGAAAGAGGAAGAUCAAGUGAGCUACACGACACACAGAGUCAAGUGCUUACAAGUUCCCACAAGUGCCUAACGGAGAGGUUUCAGUCGCCACGGGUUUCCAAAGAAGACAGUUGCGCGCAAAGGGGAAUCAUGAAGGACCAAAGCUGUACUGAUGAAAUUACACAAAUCUUCCAGGAGGCUCCGUCGGCGAGACGAGCCCUGUUGGACAACUACGACAACCUGAUGAAGGUGGCUGAAUACUGCGAGAGCAACUACCUGCAGGCAGGUGCGGAUGCGGUCAAGGCCCUGGAGGAGACUAAGAACUUUACCACCCAGUCUCUGGCCAGUGUGGCCUACCAGAUCAGCACCCUGGCCUCCAACGUCCUCAAGCUGCUAGACGCACAGAACUCCCAGCUCAGACACAUGGAGUCUUCUGUCAACCUCAUCGGACAGACAGUGGACAUGCACAGAGAGAAGGUGGCCCGGAGAGAGAUCGGGGCUUUCACCACAGCCAAGAGGGUUCCCCGCAGUCACAAAAUAAUCCCCCCGGCAACAGGCAAGGAGCCCAAACCCAAGUACACCCGUAGUCCCAUCGCCUACUCUGACCUGGACACACUGGGACAUGGCAUGAAGGAUUCUGGUAAGCUGAUGGGGAAAGCAGGGUCAUCAAAACGCAAACAUGGCGGCACAAUCAGCAGGAGCACUUCCAGAGCACCCCCAGAGCCUGUCCAGUGUCCCAUAGCCCCCUCUCUGUCUCGAGGGGCGUCCCUCACCUCUCUCAAUGAUCGCUCCAUUGGGUCCAGCUUCGGCAAGGCCGUGCCUCCCCCUGUGGUCCCCGGCUGGCCCGCGUCACCCGACUCUGACAUCAUCACCACCCUGUUGGAGGAGGCCCCGCCCCCACCACCGCCCCUGUCUCUGAUGGAGGAUGGUGACGCCGCCAUGACUGCUGCGGCCCCUCUUCCUCCUCCUCCCAUGGCGCCUCCUGCCUCCUCUCUGGAUGUCCCUCCUCUGCCCCCCACCACCACAACCAGCACCCCUGAACCUGCCCAUACCAGCCUAGCCUGCAUCCCCCCUCCCCCUGCCCCACCCCCACUGGAGACUGUGGCUGAAGAGAACGGCUUCCCGCCCCCAAUGCCACCACCAUCUGACGAGCCUCUCCCGCCACCAGCCAGUGAGGGCCUGGAGCUCCCUGACCCGCCCCCUCCACCGAGUGAUGAGGUGGAUGAAGCUCUGCAGCCCAGGCGGCCUCGUGUACGUCGUCACCCCCCCAGCUCGCGCUCCAUGUCCCUCAGGGUCCGCACGGGCCCUAGCUCUCGCUCGCUCUACACUCGCUCGCUCUUCCUGCCAACCAUCCAAUCACUCAUGAUCCCUCCUCCCCCUUCAUACCCUCCUCCUCUCGCCCCUCCCGUGUCGCUGAGACCCCUGUCCAGCCUGCCCGCCCGCCUUGAUCACCUGGAUCUGGUGAUCCCAGCCCCGCCUCCUCCACCUUUUACCGACAGUGUGGGUGGCUUUGAUGACGUCAUGCCACCCCUACCUCCCCCUGCUGAUUAUGACACGACUGGCCCUACAGACUUUUUAGAGAAAGUGGUGGCGCUGUACAGCUACAACUCAGGGAAGCCUGGCGACCUGAUGUUCCAGGAGGGAGAAGUCAUCUACCUGAUCAAGAGGAAUGAAGACGGCUGGUGUGAGGGAACGCUCAACGGAGUAGAGGGAUUCUUCCCUGGGAACUACGUAGAUUCCUUCACCAACUAAGAUAUUAGACCGCUUAAAGCUAGACUCAGCGAUAUGACGUAUAUGCAGAAAGUAAACAGCACAGUGGGUCAAUUUCCGCUACAACUAAGAGUUUUGAAGCCCGAGGCUCAACUUGUCCUCUGUUUUGGUCUUGUGGCUACCAUGUUGUAAAAGCGCGAAGCGCACCCGUGCACGUGCUCAGAUACUGUGUGUGACCGUGUGAGAGCGGAGUCGUGCAUCUCGGCUUAUCGCAAUAUCUGCGGUGCUGCUCGUGGCAAUGUCAUUUCGCUUAGUCUACUUUUUAACCUGUUGCGACGAGCAAUCCCGUAUCCGGGAGCGUAAUUAUAGCCUCAAGCUCAUUACCAUAACGCAACGUUAACUAUUCAUGAAAAUCGCAAAUGAAAAUAAAUAAAUAUAUUGGCUCACAAGCUUAGCCUUUUGUUAACAACACUGUCAUCUCAGAUUUUCAAAAAGUGCUUUUCAACCAUAGCUACACAAGCAUUUGUGUAAGAGUAUUGAUUGCUAGCAUAGCAUUAAGCCUAGCAUUCAGCAGGCAACAUUUUCACAAAAACAAGAAAAGCAUUCAAAUAAAAUCAUUUACCUUUGAAGAACUUUGGAUGUUUUCAAUGAGGAGACUCUCAGUUAUAUAGCAAAUGUUCAGUUUUUCCAAAAAGAUUAUUUGUGUAGGAGAAAUCGCUCCAUUUUGUUCAUCACGUUUGGCUAAGAAAAAAAAACGAGAAUUCAGUCAUUACAACGCAAUUUUUUUCCAAAUUAACUCCAUAAUAUCGACAGAAACAUGGCAAACGUUGUUUAGAAUCAAUCCUCAAGGUGUUUUUCACAUAUCUAUUCGAUGAUAAAUCACUCGCUGCAGUUUGGUUUCUCCUCUGAACCAAAUGGAAAAAUGCACGCACCUGGAGAUUACGCAAUAGUUUCGACGGAGGACACCGAGCGGACACCUGGUAAAUGUAGUCUCUUAUGGUAAAUUUUCCAAUGAUAUGCCUACAAAUACGUCACAAUGCUGCAAACACCUUGGGGAAACGACAGAAAGUGUAGGCUCAUUUCUUGCGCAUUCACAGCCAUAUAAGGAGACAUUGGAACACAGCGCCUCCAAAAUCUGGCUCACUCCCUGUAUGAAAUUUCAUCUUGGUUUCACCUGUAGCAUUAGUUCUGUGGCACUCACAGACAAUAUCUUUGCAGUUUUGGAAACGUCAGAGUGUUUUCUUUCCUAAGCUGUCAAUUAUAUGAAUAGUCGAGCAUCUUUUCGUGACAAAAUAUAUUGUUUAAAACGGGAACGUUUUUCAUCCAAAAAUGAAAUACUGCCCCCAGAGGUUAAUAUGAAGAGGGAAAGUCGGCUCUGUCCACAAACAACCCCUAACCCUAAACCCUAGGUCUACCUAGGCACUUUAUGUUGAUCAGGAAGAAUUGAACGGGUGUAAACAUACAUACUCACAUCAUUGGUAUAAGAAAUAACUAUUGUAGCUUUAUCUGUCCCUUUGAUAGGCCAGGUGGAAUUUUAAUCAUAUUGCCUGUCAGGUAGAGUGUUUCGGGCUAGUGGUUGUUGAGUUGUUUCUUGAUGGGGACGUGGUCAACUGUAGAAAUACCUCUACUGACCCCUACUGGUCAUAGUAAUAUGAACGGAAAAUAAGGCAAUAUUUCCACUUGGAAUGAUGACAGGACUCUGAAAUAUAGCCACUAUAUGUAGUUAUAUAUUACCAAGAGGGUCACUAGGUAGGACAACUUAAUACCUGCUAUCUUUCAACCAAGACUAGAUCAAAUAUAAAAAGUCAGCUUGCUUAUUAACCAUGAAGGUAGUGAAUACUUGGGAAAUGCUUUGCAAGUUAUACAAUAGCUCUAUGUCCCGUUCAGUAUUGUUUUACAAGUACUGUAGUACCAGUAUAUGAGCUACUGUUGUGCUCAGUAGGACAAGCCCUAAACGCUGUAUAAUGAUGUGGUAAAGUUGCUUCCGUUUUUUUGUCAAUGUGACCAGCCACUGUUUGCUGCUGCAGUUUUUGGCUCUGCAGGAUGAUAUUGGUCACUUAAUUAGACUUGCACUAAUAUAUUUUGUAAUAUUCAAACUCCGAUGAAAUAAUAUAUGGAUUUAUAGAGAAAAUUCUCGGAGAAAAUAUGUGUAUGAAUUCUGUUACGAGGUGAAAAUAUUUUACUGCAGUGAGGUCAUAUGAGAUUGAGAAAUGUAAAAGUGAUUUUAAACUUGUUAAUGUGGUCAGUUAGUUUCAUUUUUGAUGUUUAGUGUAUCCUUUGAGGUUGAACAAUGUUUCAUUUACAUGUCUGUCAAUAAAUGCGUAGCUUUUCCAAAUCAAA